Molecule: messenger RNA, 1057 nt
Organism: Raphanus sativus (radish)
Lineage: Eukaryota; Viridiplantae; Streptophyta; Magnoliopsida; Brassicales; Brassicaceae
Product: protein MIZU-KUSSEI 1
Exons: 1
Coding region: 121-885 (254 amino acids)
Biological process (GO): hydrotropism
Source: RefSeq, a predicted model, not a curated record
AAGGAAAAGCCAAAGAAAACAAAUGUGAAUUAGUUGGUUAAAUCUUUUUUUUUCUCGAAUAGAAAGACAAAACUAUUCAACAAAAACGCUGUCGUAUCUUAGUGGACGUCUCCGUCGUAAAUGGCCAUGGGGGAGCCAAAGCCAAGGGUAAGCGGUGCUUCUUCCUCCACCGACUCAUAUUCAACCCCUUCAGCGUCUCCCACACCAACUCCAGCUCCACGUCAGCCCGUCACGUUACUCGAACCAUCUCACCAACACAAGAAAAAAGGCAAGAAAGUCUUCCGUGUCUUCCGCUCCGUGUUUCGUUCUUUCCCGAUCAUCACCCCGGCGGCUUGCAAAAUCCCGGUCCUCCCGGGCGGUAGCUUACCCGACCAGCACCGAAGCGGGUCAAGCGGGUCAAGAGUCUCGGGGACCUUGUUUGGAUACCGUAAAGGCCGCGUAAGCCUCUCAAUUCAAGAAAACUCUAAAUGUUUACCGUCUCUCGUCGUCGAGCUAGCAAUGCAGACAAUGGUGCUACAAAAGGAGCUGAGCGGAGGAAUGGUUAGGAUCGCUUUAGAGACGGAGAAACGAGCUGACAAAGAGAAGGUUAAGAUAAUGGACGAGCCGCUAUGGACAAUGUAUUGUAACGGUAAGAAAACAGGGUACGGUGUGAAACGUGACGCGACGGAGGAAGAUCUUAACGUGAUGGAGUUGUUGAGACCGGUUUCGAUGGGUGCUGGUGUUUUGCCGGGGAACUCGGAGGCUGAAGGACCUGACUCGGAGAUGGCUUACAUGAGGGCUUACUUUGAGCGUGUCGUUGGGUCUAAAGAUUCAGAGACAUUUUAUAUGUUGAGUCCCGAAGGGAACAAUGGACCAGAGCUUAGUAUCUUCUUCGUAAGAGUUUGAUUUGAUGUAAUGGUCGGAGACAUUGUUGUGGAACGUUCUUGAUUGUAUAUGGACGGACGGUGGCCGGGACGGAGAUAGAUCUCGGUUUGUGGAUUCAAACGUGAUUAUAUAUGAUCGUUGCAUGAUAUGUGUGCAUAUGGGACGUAUUCUUUAGGAAUGUGAUGUAUUAUUU